CGUUGUCCAGUCUAGCCAGGCUGCCCUAGCAACAACAGCGGCGACGUAUCGGAUGGUUGCUCGAUGAGUUUCGAUUAAAAGUUGUCGUUAAUUAAAGCUUUUUGGCGUAUAGUGCUAGCAUUUGACCUUCUUCAGCCAUGGAGAUAGUAUAUGUAUACACUAAGAAACGCAGUGAGUUUGGACGGCAGUGUAACUUCUCAGACAGACCUGCCGAGCUCCAUGUGGACAUCUUGCCCGAUGAGUCUCUCGCUGCAAACUUCAUUGAAAAGAAUCCCGUGGACAGGGGCAUCCAGUGUGUCCAAGAGAUGUCUGAGCAUGAUGUCAACACAGAAAGGUUUGAAACAGAGACCAGGGGCAUCAACCACAUCGAGGGAGGCUGGCCCAAGGACAUCAAUCCACAAGAGGUGGAGCAGGUCAUCCGAUUCCGCAAGAAGGUUGAAAAGGAUGAGGGCUACAUCAACACAAUACAGUCACUCGCCACGACAAUGGAACACUGCAUCCGACAGAACAAUGCUAUCAACAUUUACGAAGAUUACUUCUCAGACUUGGCCAUUGAGGAAACUGAAGAGACGCCAUCAGCCAAGACUAUCAAUGUCUUCAGAGACCCCAACGAAAUCAAGCGCACAGCCACGCACCUGUCCUGGUACCCUGAUGGUGCUCGCAAACUGGCCGUGGCCUACUCUAACCUGGAAUUCCAGAGGUCCUCUCCGGACACGAGCCUGGAUUCCUACAUAUGGGAUAUUGAAAACCCAAACAAGCCAGAGACAACGCUGAAGCCUGUAUCCCCACUGGUGUGUCUUGAAUACAACCCCAAAGAUGUACACGUACUCAUUGGUGGCUGCUAUAAUGGACAGAUUGCUUUCUGGGAUACAAGAAAGGGCUCUCAGGCUGUUGAGAUGUCGCCUGUGGAGCACAGCCACCAUGACCCUGUCUACAAGACCAUCUGGCUACAGUCCAAGACGGGUACUGAGUGCUUCUCGGCCUCCACAGAUGGGCAGGUUUUGUGGUGGGACAUUCGCAAAUUGGGUGAGCCCACAGAAAAGCUGGUCAUGGACCCAAACAAGAAAGGCAACAUAGAGAAUGCACAGGGAGUCAUUGCACUGGAGUAUGAACCAACUAUUCCCACAAAAUUCAUGGUGGGCACGGAGCAGGGUACAAUCAUCUCCUGUAACCGCAAAGCCAAAACGCCAGCAGAGAAGAUCGUGGCCAUCUACAAGGAGCACAUUGGCCCUGUCUACUCUCUACAGAGAAAUCCGUUCUUCCCAAAGAACUUCCUGACUGUUGGUGACUGGACUGCUCGAAUCUGGUCUGAAGAUGUGAGAGACUCAUCAAUCAUGUGGACUAAGUACCAUAUGUCCUACAUGACGGACGGUUGUUGGAGUCCAGUCCGGCCGGCCGUGUUCUUCACCACCAAGAUGGACGGCACACUGGAUGUUUGGGACUACCUGUUCAAACAAAACGACCCAACACUCAGCUUGCAGGUAUGUGACGAGGCCUUGCACAGUCUGCGGGUACAGGACCAGGGCCACCUGAUUGCAACCGGUUCCCAUACUGGCACCACCACUCUGCUGGAGCUGUCCAGCAGCCUGUGCACCAUGCAGCGCAACGAGAAGGCCCUGGUGACGGCCAUGUUUGAGCGGGAGACCAAACGGGAGAAGAUUCUGGAGUCCCGGCAGCGAGAACUUAGGCUGAAGCGGGCAGGGACAAGUGCCGCCGGACAUGAGGAGGAAGGUGAGGGAGAAGGUAUGGAAGAUGAGGACCUCGUGGAUUCGGCUGAAAAAGACUUCUUCCACAUGAUCAAUGCCGAUAAGAAGAAGCAACAAGCCAAGAAUGCCAAAGAUAACCAAGCAAAGAUAGAUAAUACAAUAAUCGAGGAAAAUGGAGAUGAGGACGGCGAAAAGAAAGACACAGAGAAUGGAGAGAAGGAAGGGAAAGAAUGAAUGUCCAUACCUAACUUCAUGACCUUUGACCUGUGCGGAUAACUGGUCGAAUGAUGCCGAUACUCAUGAGUUGUGUACUUAUCCAUUGUUUAUGUAGUCUCUCUAUAGAGCAGUCAUCAAACAAAAUGAUACAUGUACAGUACCGCAAUGCUGGAAAUACAGCAGCAUUUAUUUCAGAAAAUUUCAUGUUGCUCUUUUAUUACUAUUUUAAAAUUAGAUUUGGUUUCCCGAGGGAGGUCAUGAUACUCCUGGUUAAAAAUAUGUGUACAUGUACUUCCUAACAAGUGGAAACUAAACAAAUUAUUCUCGUUAACUUAAGGGUUUUGUCAGUGUAGUUUUGUCCAUUCCUCUUGCAUUACCAACCUAGGGUAAAUACAGAAUGUGUGUCACUUUUAACUUAAAACUCUCUAGAUAUUGUUGCUGGAACCUUCCUGAAUUCACAGGCAUCAAAUCCUUUGUAGCAUGCCAGUGACUGGGCUCUAGUGACUUUUCCUAAUUUGAAAAUGCUCUCCAAUAUUUCCUCGUGAAAGUUGAGGGAUUGGAGAAGUUUAUGGUUAACCUUUAUUGACGUUUCAUUCAAAAAAAUUCACAAAAGUUGUCCUCGUAAAUGCCAGACUGCAUAUGAAUGAAGCUGGAAUGGAAACAAUUUUUUACUUCAUACCUCAUUGUAAAGUUUCUUCUUCAAAACUACAAUUACAUCUAAAUACACAUUAUAUACAUGUACUGUAUAUGUAAACCUUGUACAGCGUUUGUUUUGUAAAUAUUAUCUACUAUAUGCCGUCCUUAAAUUGUACUGAAUAGUGUUUUCGAUAUUGUAAAACAUGAUUUAAAAUGUUAAAAUGGCAUUCUAUGCCACUGGUAUACUGUUUUAUGUUGCAGUUAUUCAAGUGAUAUAUUUUCCCGUCCAAUAAAGUUGCUAUAAAAAUUUUACAGUACCUUCAA
Messenger RNA from Acanthaster planci (crown-of-thorns starfish), 2882 nucleotides. It is a transcript of the gene dnai2, whose product is annotated as dynein axonemal intermediate chain 2. Gene Ontology annotation, biological process: cilium movement; outer dynein arm assembly. Gene Ontology annotation, cellular component: outer dynein arm. Gene Ontology annotation, molecular function: dynein heavy chain binding; dynein light chain binding. Lineage: Eukaryota; Metazoa; Echinodermata; Asteroidea; Valvatida; Acanthasteridae. The record is from RefSeq and is a predicted model, not a curated record.